This is a messenger RNA of Mesocestoides corti, 1320 nucleotides long. NCBI's taxonomy places the organism in Eukaryota, Metazoa, Platyhelminthes, Cestoda, Cyclophyllidea, Mesocestoididae. The record is from the annotation of a GenBank genome assembly.
AUGGGAAUACGAAGUGUGGUGCGGUGGGUGGGUCAAGUGGUUGCGAAGUGGCACCAGAAGCCAUCGUCUCGUCCUCUCCCUUUGCAGCCCCACCUCCCAUCAACCAAUCAACGCCGAGCACCCGUGCUGAUGCAAGGCGACCAUGAGGCAUUUGCAACUGACCCCAUGCUGCAGCGCUUCUGCUGCCACACCCUUCCUCCUUGCCCCCAGCAUCACCCCACCAUCACCACUGACUCAUUGGAUGGCUCCACGACACGGCUCAAUGCACAAUGCAAAACUACCAUUGCGUACGAGGACGUGAAAUCGACUUCUGCAGAAAGUGUUUCAAGUGAGGACGCACCUUCACCAAAGCAGCAUUCUGCCUCAGGUGUUAUUGUCGAUGCCUCAGGCAAGAGAGUCUAUUACGGCAAAAGUGUUGCUGAUGACGCAGUCACGACUGGCGAGACUAGUGCUCAAGAGCAACUCACGGAAGGUUUAAAGACCACUUCCAUUGGAACGUCCACGGUUGAAGUUAGCAAGCCGGCUAUUGCUGAUGAAGCUGGUGCAACUGAACCUCAUGAUGCCACGCAGACUGCUGUAGUGACUGAGCAGGCUGCUGCAUCAGAUGAGGAUGAUAUUGAUGAAGAGCACGAGUCGAGCCACACUUCCACCAACACGACCAUACCAGAGGACUUCGAGGAGGCGUAUCAUACUGAAGCCGAGGGUGUGACUGCUGACGAAGCUGUUUCGAAAGCGUCUGAUAUCGAGGCAUUAGUUACUUCUAGUGAUUCUGUACUACCAGUCGGUGUUGCAGUUGAUGGCAGCACUGAGGUCCAGGCCAGUUCCGAAGCAGCGGCGAUUACGGACGACGUUGAAACAAAUGCAGCGCCAGGCCGUGUGGAAUCAGCCACCAGCGCAACCUCGACGGAUGACGCUGAAUCAGGGUUGUCAGCUUCAUUGGAUGACGUGACUACUAAAGGUGGUGAGGACAGUUCGAUUGAAGUUCGAGACGACUUGACAGAACCCGCACAAUCAAACGAGCCUCCAACCAAUGGAAGUGAGCAAUCCUCACUGCCCGGUGACUUGGAUGCAGCCACUACUGAGAGCCUUGGAUUCGACGAAACCUCGUUGACAGCUGUGCUGCGGGUUAGUUUCGAAGAUGUGGAGUUUAGAGCGAAGCAUGCUUUCUGUUUUAGCAACGAGCGGACUUGUUCCACUGUCGCCGUCAAUCGCUCUGGCCUCUGCUCUGCUCUGCCAAUUAAUUCUAAUGCAGUAAAACUAGUGUCUGCGCUCUCUGCUGCUCUUGUCGUCUCGAAUUACGUAACCCCUUUCUCGAAGUAG